GUACAUGAAGGAGUUCCGGAAGUACUCGGAGCGGUACCCCUUCAGGCAGCGCUCGGAGACGCCCGAGAUUGCGGUAGAGCUGUCGCUGCAGUGCUGGAGGCGCUUCGGCAUGGACGGGGUGAUCUUCUUCUCCGACAUACUGACGCCGCUGCCGGCGAUGGGCAUCGAGUUCGACGUCGUGCGCGGGCGCGGGCCGCUGGUGCUCGGGGACCUGGCGAGGUGCCUGAAGGACCGCCUGUCGGGGCCGAGGAAGAUCCUGCGCGUGACGGACAGCGAGGACUACAUGGCCUCGCACGGCUUCGUCCGGGAGAUCUUGCAGACGCUGCGGAAAGAGACCGAGGGCAAGUGCGCUCUCCUCGGGUUCGUGGGAGCCCCCUGGACCCUCGCCGCGUACGCGGUCGAAGGCGGCAGCACAAAGGACGCGGCUAACUUCAAGAGGUGGAUGUACGAUCAGCCCGAAGUCGCGGACGAGUUCCUGGAGCGCUGCACGGACUCCAUAGCCAACUACGGGAUAUUCCAGGCGCGCAGCGGCGCGCAGUGCAUCCAGAUCUUCGACUCUUGGGCGCACUGCCUCGGCCCGGAGCAGUGGCAGCGCUUCGCCGCGCCCCACGUGAGGCGGGUGGCGCGGGAGAUCCGCGCGGCGUGUCCGGACGUGCCGAUCAUCUAUUUUGCCAACGGAGGGUCGUCCUACAUGCGCGACCAGGUCGAGGCGCUCCGCGGCGUCGUCGACGUGCUCGGCGUCGACGGCCGCGCGCGCCUCGGCGAGAUGCGCGAGGCCGUGGAGGGCUCCGGGAUGGUCUUGCAGGGCAACGUGGACUCGUUCGUGCUGCGGCACGGCAGCGAGGCGGGGCCCGCGGCCACCGCCUUCUGUGUUCUCUGGGCGUCCCUCGGACUUGUGCGUCUUGCGUUUCUCGGCGAGGGGCACCAUCGAGGAGCAUUUCUCUUCACCUUGCGAACGACUGCGCGCUCGAAACCGACGAAUAAUGCACAUGAAGUGGACGUGCGAGCGGUGGCGAGUUCCAAGAUGAGGACAAGGCGCCAGUUCCGCUGCCCUUUUCUCGUGUUGUUAGGAUGUUCCAACGCAUUUUAG
This is a messenger RNA of Prorocentrum cordatum, 1090 nucleotides long. NCBI's taxonomy places the organism in Eukaryota, Dinophyceae, Prorocentrales, Prorocentraceae. The record is from the annotation of a GenBank genome assembly.